AUGUGGCAUCAGUACCAGAUGAACAUGCCACAUCGGGCUGGAGCUAGACCAGAGGGUAUUCCACCCCCACCUCCGCCGGGACCACCAGGGCAUCUAGCCCCUGUUGUGGUGGACUACCUGCCCUUGAUACGGGACCUUCGGAUGAUGGGGACACCGAGGUUUGAGGGUACUCAGAGACCUGAGAUUGCGGAGGAUUGGCUGAUCCGCAUCUCCAGGGAUCUGGAUUAUGUCAGAUGCCCGCUGCUGUACCGGGCAGAGAUCGCGAGCCACCAUCUGUAUGGAGAAGCACUUCAUUGGUGGGAGGAAGUGGUUCGUGAGGCUGCACCCGGAUAUCAGUUCACUUGGGAGGAGUUCCGGGCACGUUUUGAAGACAAGUAUUGUCUGAAGGGAGAUCAGGACCACCGUAUUGUGGAGUUCCUCCAUCUGGAGCAGGGUGAUCGCACUUUAGCUGCGAGGAUAGAGAUCCAGGAGUAUCCUACGCUGAGUAGGUAUAUUGCGCAGCUGACAAAGCUGGAGAGGACAGAGUAUGAGGAGCAGCAAGAGUGCACUGGAGACGUAGCUGCUUCCAGUCAGCAGGGAGUCAGACCUCCACGCCCUCAGCCACCACGUAGAGGAGGAGUAGCACCACGGGUAUAUGCACUUGUUGCGGAGAAAGAAGUCCUGGGUGACGAGGCUUACUUUGCUCAGGAGACAUUCACCAUUGAUGCCGUCGUCGAGGGUGACCCCGAGCAGUUAGACGCUGCUACCAUCACAGGUAUCAUAGAUCUUCAUGGUACUACAUGCCACGUUUUGUUUGAUACGGGAGCUACACAUAGCUUCCUAAGUUUGAGUACAGCGAAGGGCUUGGAUGUGAUGGAUAUGGAUACAGCUGAGAGAUAUAAAGUGCAUACCCCUUCAGGAGAGAUCCUGUCAGUGACCGGGGUGUUACGCGGUGUCCCUCUAAUACUCUGUGGAAGGAAUCUCUUAGCUGAUCUGAUUAUAGUACCUAUUCAGGGGUAUGAUUUGAUAUUGGGAAUGGAUUGGCUGACCGUGCAUCAGGCACAUAUUGACUGCCACCGGCGGGUGAUUCAGUUUGCAGAUGCGGCAGGGAAGUUUGAGUUUAUGGGAGACAGAGCACGGAAUCCUUUCCCGAUCAUAUCAGCAUUUCGAGCCAGCCGAAUGAUUCGGAAGGGAGAUGAGGCGUUUCUCGUGGUAGUGACAGCUACCCAGGAGGCGGAGAUGAGGUUGGAUGAGACGCUUGUAGUUCGUGAUUUUCCCAACGUCUUUCCGGAGGAAUUGCCAGGGUUACCACCGGAGAGAGAGGUGGACUUUUGCAUUGAUGUGAUUCCAGGUACGGAACCGGUAACCAUUAAGAAUCGGUAUCCACUGCCGAGGAUUGAUGAGUUACUUGAUCAGUUGCAGGGUGCACAGUGGUUCUCGAGGAUAGAUUUGCGCUCGGGAUAUCAUCAGAUUGGUGUGAAGGCCGGGGAUGUGCAGAAGACGGCUUUCCGUACACGCCAUGAGCAACACUUGCGUCUGGUAUUGCAGCGUUUGAGGGAGCAGAAGUUGUAUGCGAAGUUCAGCAAGUGUGCUUUCUGGUUGCAGGAAGUUGGAUUUCUGGGCCAUGUGAUUUCGGCUCAGGGCGUACAAGUGGAUCCGGCAAAGAUUGAGGCUGUGAUGGAGUGGAAGACGCCUACCAAUGCCACAGAGAUCCGCAGUUUCUUGGGAUUGGCAGGGUACUUCAGGAGAUUUGUCGAGGGUUUUGCCAAGUUGGCAAAACCAAUGACGAAGUUGACAGGGAAGAAUGUGCGGUUUGAUUGGACACCAGAGUGCGAAGUAAGCUUUCUAGAGCUCAAGAGACGACUCGCGACCGCACCUAUCUUGGCAUUACCACAGCCAGGUACACUUUAUGAGGUUUAUACCGAUGCGUCGAAGCAAGGCUUGGGUUGCGUAUUGAUGCAGGAAGGACAUGUGAUUGCAUACGCAUCCCGACAGCUGAGGAAACAUGAGGAGAAUUAUCCGACGCACGAUUUGGAGCUGGCAGCAGUGGUACAUGCGUUGAAGAUUUGGAGAUCCUAUCUAUAUGGAGAGAAGGUUAAGCUCAACACUGAUCACAAGAGCUUAACCUAUGUGAUAUCGCAGAAGGAUCUGAAUCUUCGACAGCGUAGAUGGAUUGAGUUGAUAGCUAAUUAUGACUUGGAGAUCGCAUAUCAUCCGGGCAAGGCGAAUGUAGUCGCAGAUGCCUUAAGUCGGAAGAAGAUUCUAUCAGCUAUUCAGAUACUCUCAUCUUCGCAAGAGAACAUAGUUGAGUUAUCAGCUAUGUUAGGACAUAUGGAAAUCGAGGAGGAUCAUGAUAUGAGUUUGAGGAGACGUGUGAUAGAGGGACAAAGUCAUGAUCCGGAUUUGCAGAAGAUUAUUGAGGAAAUUAGCAGAUAUGGUGAGAAGGGAUAUCAGAUGGAUGAGGAGCAUGCAUUGAGGCUCCAUCAGCGACUGCAGACCGUCCGUUCCGGCGGUCUUGGCCAGGUCACGCGACGCCUCUUCCUUUCUGCUUAG
Molecule: messenger RNA, 2532 nt
Organism: Tarenaya hassleriana
Lineage: Eukaryota; Viridiplantae; Streptophyta; Magnoliopsida; Brassicales; Cleomaceae
Exons: 5
Coding region: 1-2532 (843 amino acids)
Biological process (GO): proteolysis
Molecular function (GO): aspartic-type endopeptidase activity
Source: RefSeq, a predicted model, not a curated record